Molecule: messenger RNA, 2868 nt
Organism: Chinchilla lanigera (long-tailed chinchilla)
Lineage: Eukaryota; Metazoa; Chordata; Mammalia; Rodentia; Chinchillidae
Gene: Hus1
Product: HUS1 checkpoint clamp component
Biological process (GO): mitotic intra-S DNA damage checkpoint signaling; double-strand break repair via homologous recombination; meiotic DNA integrity checkpoint signaling
Cellular component (GO): nucleolus; site of double-strand break; checkpoint clamp complex
Source: RefSeq, a predicted model, not a curated record
GAGUCAGUAACAUGAUAGCCAAGCUGGCCAAAACCUGCACCCUGCGCAUCAGCCCCGAUAAGCUGAACUUCAUCCUCUGCGACAGGCUGGCCAGUGGUGGGGUGAGCACGUGGUGUGAGCUGGAGCAGGAGAACUUUUUCAGUGAAUUUCAAAUGGAGGGUGUGUCUGCAGAAAACGUGAUAUAUUUAGAACUCACCUCAGAAAACUUAUCUCGAGCUUUGAAGACCGCGCAGAAUGCCAGAACCUUGAAAAUCAAGCUGACAAAUAAGCACUUUCCCUGCCUCACAGUCUCCGUGGAGCUGCUGUCCGUGUCGAGCAGUAGUCGCAUCGUGACGCAUGAUAUCCCCGUCAAGAUCGUGGCUCGCAAACUGUGGAAGGACCUACAGGAGCCCUCCGUCCCAGAGGCUGACGUUAGUAUUUACUUACCGGCCCUGAAGACAAUGAAGAGCGUUGUGGAGAAAAUGAGGAACAUCAGCAAUAACCUUGUUAUUGAAGCAAACCUCAAAGGAGAACUGAACUUGAAAAUAGAAACUGAAUUAGUCUGUGUUACAACUCAUUUUAAAGAUCUUGGAAACCCUCCGUUAGCCUCUGAUGACGCCCCUCGGGACAGAGACCCGGCCGCGAUGGCCGAGGUGCGCGUGGACAUCAGGAAGCUCCUGCAGUUCCUCUCCGGGCAGCAGGUGAACCCCACCAAGGCCCUGUGCCAUAUUGUGGCCGGCAGGAUGGUUCAUCUCGAUCUGCUCCACGAAGACGUCUCCCUGCAGUACUUCAUCCCGGCGCUGUCUUAGCCGCACUGUCCUCGGGCCCGGGCCCUCGGUGCUGAUGGCAGGCGGCGGGGCCUGCGCGGAGGCUGUCACCCUCCCACACCGCGCUCAGUUCCCCCUCUUCGGGAUUUGAGGGAUACAGCGGGACAAACAGAUUUCUUCGUGUUACUCAUUCCUGGGGGUUUUUCCUUGUGUUUGGUUGUAAAACUUUGAGAAGAGAAGCUAGAAUUUGUUCAGACUCGAGUUUUUGUCCAAACUCGAGUUUUUGUUCACUUAUGUUUUGUGCUGCGGAGGACCUGCGCCUCCCAGGUGACGAGCAUGCGCAGUAGCACAGAGCGCGCGCUGGCCCCGUGCGGACGGACGCCUCGAGCGGGCGUCGGCUCCUGGAAGGCGCCUUCGGCCACGCGGGGUGGGACGAGGUCGCGGUCCUGGUGAGCUCAGAAGUCUCCUCGCUGCUCCCAGCGCCUUCUCUGCAUGUCCCCUCUGCCUGUCUGUCCUGGACCUCCGUGACGGCCCAAGGCAGAGCCUCUCCUUCCUGGAGGAGGUCGGCUUUGCUUUUGGGUUACAGUGUGUUUUCAGCAGUGCUAGAGGUGGAGCCCAGGGCGUGGGGCACACCAGGCCGGCGCUGGCCCUGAGUUUCAUUCUGCGGGGUACACCGGGUGCACCAGGCCCCACCAGCCUUUGCCUGGGGAGGAGCCGCAGGAGCAGCUCCCCGGAGGAGCUGCCCUUGCCCCUGCCUCCACAGGGCAGCCCGCCCUGUUUCCUGUCCCAGGAAAUCACACGCCCUGGGAGGUGGGCAGCAUCUUAAUGUCUCCGUACAGAGCCCAGACCCAGGUCACUGAGGGUGAGAUGAGGAAACCGAGGGUCAGCAAAAAGUGGCAGCGCCCUUUCCAACCUUUUUAUAUCACAUGGUAAAAACCAGUGUGUUUAACACUCCUGGUGUUUAAUGUUAGUUUUAACCACAUGUUGUGUUUUGUUAAGGUAACAUUUUGAAAUCACUUUUGCCCAAGUGUGAUGGCACAUGCCCCUAAUCCCAGCACUCGGGAGGCCAAGGCAAGAGGAUCGCUGUGAGUUCCAGGCCAGCCUGGGCUACAUCCUUCAAGGCCAGCCUGAACUGCGUAGUGAGAGCCUGUCUCAAAAAACCGUAAAACAGGUAUUUUACAUUGGAAAGCUUGUCUCUCUUCGGCUUGUUACAACAUGGAUUCCAGCUGCAGCCAUAAAACCUGAAAUCACACUCGGCAUCAGAAAAGCACCUCGGCGUGGUUCCGCCCCGGGGAAGGAAGGGCUGGGUGGCGUCGCGGCCGGGGUACACCCUGCAUUGGCAUUGCACCUGGACCUCAUGUCCUAGAGGUCCAGUUCUGCAUUGUAACACCGCGUGGAGGAAACCCGUGUGCACUUCCCACCCGACCCCUGCCGCCCGGCGGAUUGAGUGUGUUCACAGUUGUGCAGCUGCCCCGGCCGCUGUAAAGCAUUUUCACCGCCCGUAAAGACCCCGCCACUCAGCCGGCCAGGCCUGCCCGUCGCCUGCUUCCUCGGUGUCUUCUCUGUUUCCGUCUGUGCUGGGCCCUUUAAAGGCCCCUCCGCCUCAGUCUCGGUGUCACUCCCUCGGCAACCCUGGCCGCCCAUCUCUACCGUUCAGGCCGUUCGCAGAUGAGCAUGGGCCCGCGGCCUUUGUGCCUGGCUUACUCCUCUUAGCAGUUUCUCCAGUUCCUAACUUCCUGUUACAAGUAACUGUCACAGGGCGCUUUAAACAGACAAGGGAAGCAUCCCAUACUGCUACACUGAAGAGACGCAAAGUACCCUAGAUGUGAGUGAGUAGGGAGGAGUUAGAGGACCUCCGGCUUGAUACAGUGUUUCCCUCUCUUCAAGUAAUGUUGCCAGAAAAAGUGUUGAGAGAACAAAGUGUUAAAGGCUGUAGUUGAGUUUUAAAAGAUGGUUUAUGGUCGUAUAUCAUCUGACAGAAAUGUCCUGAUGCCGGCAUCUCAGCCUCACGACUGCUGGGUGGUUCCUAUUUCAUCUUUGUACGCUGAUGUAUUUUCUAGCAAUUUUGUAACCAACUUUGUAAAAAAUAUUUUUAUGGCAUUAAAUAAGUAUUUAUUAUUUA